AGAUUAAUCAAAUAUAAUAACACUAGAGAGCAUUAUCCAAUCCAAAGCCAUUCAAAGAGCCAUUACCAAAUAAGUUGAAUUUGUAUUUCUAUUCCCUCACAUAAUAAUCCCUCUCUUUCAUUCAGAGCUCAGCAAAAACACUAAUCCAAUCCAUAUCUUGUUUGUUUAUAUGCAUCUUUUGUUCCAUCACACACACAGACAACAACAAUCAUAAGCACCAGCUUCCGUUACAUGAUUCUGCUUCAUCUUUUAGAGACAACAAAAAUCAUUAACACCCCGAAUUAUCAUCAUCACUAAUCAUGAUUAGAAACAUCUAAUCCUUUGCUUAGAGUGUUAGCAAAGAAAUUAACCCACCCCCACCACAUGACCACUCUCACACUCAAAAAACCACACCGCCACAGUUUCAACCACAGUCAUGGCCUUCACUCCCUCCUCCUCAUCCUCCUCCUCCUCAUGCUCCCUCCGCCGCCGGCCACCGCACAGCUACCAAACGUACUCUCCCCACCACCAACAGACAAGCUCUCCGGACUCAAGUUCGACAAGUCCAUGGCCAUCGUCCUCGUGAUCCUCGUGGUCGUGUUCUUCAUGCUGGGCUUCCUCUCCAUCUACACGCGCCAGUGCACGGAGCGUGGGAUAAGAGGGAGGUUCGACCUCGCCUUCCCCAUCGGCGGCAGCAACUGGCGCCACCGCGGACUCGACCCGGAGAUCAUCGAUUCCUUCCCCACCUUCGUCUACUCCGCCGUGAAGGGACUCAAAAUCGGAAGGGCGACGCUGGAAUGCGCCGUGUGCUUGAACGAGUUUCGCGACCAUGAAACGCUGCGUUUGAUUCCGAAGUGCAGUCAUGUCUUCCACGCCGAAUGCGUCGACGCUUGGCUGGUGAACCAGUCUACCUGCCCCGUUUGCAGAGCAAACCUUCUUCAGGGAGACGCUGCUACUACCUUCGUGGCGGUUCAGAUUCCAGAUCCGGAAGGUCACGGGUCAACAACACCAGUACCCGGUUCAGGUGACCCGUCACCCAAUAGAGUUGAUAACAGUAGUAAUAAUCAAUCGCCUAAGGUGGGUAGUGAUUUGGUUAAUCAGAACCGUCCGGUUCGGUCGAGGUCAACCGGGUUUAGGAGCUGGUUUCCGCGGUCGCAUUCCACAGGUCACUCGUUGGGUGAGGAUUGGGAGCGGUUCACACUGAGGUUACCAGAGGAGGUGCGGAACCGGUUGGUUAAUUCCACGCUGAACCGGACCACUAGUUGUGGCGCCACGUUUAUGCGGGUGAGCAGUGGGAGGAGCGGUUAUAGGGCGAGGAGUGUCGGUAGGAGCCCGAUUGGUGGGAGCAAUGAGCGGUCAGACCGACGAUUCUUUUGGACUCCACCGUUUGUGAGCCGAGCGGGUUCAACCAGGUCGCCGAAGCCUAAUAAGGCAAUGGAUGAUAUGGGGGAACGAUCUUCAGAUCGUCUAUUCACUGGUGGUGAGGGUUAAUUGAUUAGGUUGCUAAAAAAUUAAUGCUUUUACACCACGCUUCUUGUUCAUAGAAAUAGAAUUACAUUUUUUAUUUAUUUAUGUAUUUUACUAUAUUUAUUUCUAUGGGCAUGGAAUUUGGAUUUUUUUAAAGGGUUCUGGAAGAGAGAUAUAGUAAUGUUGUAGAGAUGAACAGAUAAAAAAAACUGUGAAACGUUUA
Molecule: messenger RNA, 1669 nt
Organism: Lotus japonicus
Lineage: Eukaryota; Viridiplantae; Streptophyta; Magnoliopsida; Fabales; Fabaceae
Product: RING-H2 finger protein ATL11-like
Exons: 1
Coding region: 364-1470 (368 amino acids)
Source: RefSeq, a predicted model, not a curated record